Molecule: messenger RNA, 4046 nt
Organism: Panicum virgatum (switchgrass)
Lineage: Eukaryota; Viridiplantae; Streptophyta; Magnoliopsida; Poales; Poaceae
Product: proline-rich receptor-like protein kinase PERK2
Exons: 8
Coding region: 363-3608 (1081 amino acids)
Biological process (GO): protein phosphorylation
Molecular function (GO): protein kinase activity; ATP binding
Source: RefSeq, a predicted model, not a curated record
UCGUUCGUGAAUCGUGAAACGCUAGUAAAGCAAACGGAUUCAAAUGAUCAAAUCUGUAGGCUUAGCCGGCACAGCUCGAGGAGCCUGCAGCGACCACGAGUACAUGCACGCGGGAACAGCGGCAGCAACACAACCGGAAACUGUUUCUGGAUUCGAAGCCUCGUAGGGAUAUAUAUAAAUUUUCCUCAACCACAAUCCAAACCCGAACAGAUUAUAUAACAAAAAAAGAGGUUUGUUAAGAUUUUUCGAAGGAUAAAGGGGCGCCACGCUUGAAAAGCGCGCGGGAUCCGCUGGGACCUGGGAGUCGUCGCUCCAUCCCCUCCCUCCCACGGCGACGCGUGACGGUGCAGCCGCCCGCCGCCAUGCCGGGCCCUCCUCCUCCGUCCAAUACCCCGCCGCCAUCUACUUCCACUACUGCAAGCCCACCCGCCCCGUCCCCGCCAAUUCCAAGCACCACUCCCGAGCCGUCGCCCCCGUCGCUUCCAUCUGCUGAGCCGGGCCUGCCGCCCGCUCCACCGCUGCAGGCGCCGAUUCUGCCGCCGCCGACGCUGACUCCUGCCGCACCGCCGGCGUUUCUUCCUCCGCCAGCGGCUCCUGCUGCUGCGCCACCGCCGCCUUUGCCGCCGGUGCUUCCGCCUGAUCCUCCGGCUGCUGCUUCGCCGCCCCCGCAGUGGCCGGUCGUGCCACCCGCCCCGCCGCUGCCCUCGCCUCCCCUGCAGCCGCCAGCGGCUCCGUCCGCCCCGUUGGCACCAACUGAUCCGCCGCCGUCUUCGCCUCCCACGCUACCGCCGCCGGCGCCGCCUGCUGACCCGCCGGCGCCAUCUACUCCACCCCCGCCGGCGCCUUCCCCUCCGCCGCAGUCACCCGUUACACCUGCUGCCCCGCCGCCGUCUUCUCCGCCCCCGCAGCCACCGGUGGUGCCAGGCGCUCCGCCGGCGUCUCCUCCUACGCCGCAGCCGCCGGCGCCUUCUCCGCCUGCACCGCCGGCGUCUCCUCCUGCACCGCAGCCGCCCGCGUCUUCUCCGCCUGCACCGGUGGCGCCCACGCCGGCAGCGCCGGCCCCAUCUCCACCGGGGCCCCCGCCGGUGAUGCCACCGCCGUUGCCUGCGCCAUCGACACCGACGCCAUCGCCGCCAGCGAUCCCCGCGCCGUCGACGCCCACGCCUUCUCCGCCAGCGAUCCCCGCGCCAUCGACGCCCACGCCAUCUCCGCCAGCGAUCCCCGCGCCAUCAACGCCAACUCCGUUGCCUCCGGCGACGCCUGCACCCACGCCGUCUCCUACGCCAUCGCCUCCCAUGCCGCCUUCACCACCGGCGCCCUCGCCAUCGCCCCCAAUGCCGCCUGCACCACCGGUACCCACGCUACCACCGCCGGCGACGCCUGCACCAACGCCCACGCCGUCGCCUCCAGGGACCCCUGCGCCGCUGACGCCGUUACCGCCGUCCCCUGCGGUGCCAGCGCCAGCGCCAGCAACGCCGUCCGCGCCUCCUCCGGUGACGCCGCUACCACCAACGCCGACCCCGCCGUCUCCAUCAACGCCAGCGCCACCAUUGCCUUCGCCGCCUUCCCCCAUGACGCCAGAGCAACCAGUGCCGUCUCCGCCUUCUCCGGCGACGCCCAAACCAGAACCGCCAACGCCCUCCCCGCCAUCCCCAUCAACGCCAGCGCCACCAUUACCUUCGCCGCCUUCCCCGGCGACGCCCGAACCGCCAAGGCCGUCUCCGCCUUCUCCAGUGACGCCACGGCCACCAAGGCGGCCUCGGCCUCCACCAGGUGUCCCGGCCCCAGCCGUUCCACCAUCCUCGCGAAGGACGCCAGAGCCACCACCCGCACCGCCAUCUCCGCUCGCCCCGGAUCCUCCAGGGGCGCCCGGACGGCCGCCCUCGCCGCCUCCCGCACCAGCGCCACCAUCUCAUCGUGGCCGCCCUGCUCCUCCUGGCGUAACCCCGUCGCCGCCGAACGGCGACGGACCUCCCUCGCCGCCUUCCCCGCCGUCGCUCACACCUCCGUCGCCUUCAUCGCCGCCGUCAUCGUCGUCGUCUCCGUCGCCAUCAGCUACCAGCGGGACCGUGAUCGGCGUCUCCGUGGCGGUCGCCACGGUGGUCGUGCUCGCCCUCAUAGCCGGGCUCAUCUACUGCUGCUCGAAGAAGCGCCGCCGACGCCGGCACGGCUCCUCUCCGGCGGGCAACGUCUAUGGCGGCCCCCGGCUGCCGGUGACGUCGAAGGUGUCGUCAGCGCCGUUACCGUCCCCGUACUCGCAGUCGCAGCAGACGUUCCCGCCGUGGGAGACGAGCAGCGGCGGCCCCUCGGCCCCCCUGCGCCCGCCGCCGCCGGCGGUCAUCACCGGCGGCACGGUGUCGUACGCGGAGCUGGCGGCGGCGACGGGGGGGUUCUCGGACGCGAACCUGCUCGGGCAGGGCGGGUUCGGGCAGGUGUACCGCGGCGCGCUGGAGGGCGCCGGCGAGGUGGCCAUCAAGCGGCUGCGGCCCGGGAGCGGGCAGGGCGACCGCGAGUUCCACGCCGAGGUGGAGAUCAUCAGCCGCGUGCACCACCGCCACCUCGUCUCCCUCGUCGGCUACUGCAUCCACGGCGACCAGCGCCUGCUCGUCUACGAGUACGUGCCAAACAAGACGCUCGAGCUCCACCUGCACGGGAGUGAUCGCCCGCCGCUGGACUGGCAGCACAGGUGGAGGAUCGCGCUCGGAUCGGCCAAGGGAUUGGCCUACCUGCACGAGGACUGUGAUCCUAGGAUCAUUCACCGUGAUAUCAAGGCGGCCAACAUACUCCUGGAUUACAAUUUCGAGCCCAAGGUUUCGGACUUCGGGUUGGCCAAGAUCCAGCACGCGGACGACACGCACGUCUCCACGCGCGUGAUGGGAACCUUCGGGUACUUGGCGCCGGAGUACGCCACCACCGGCAAGGUAACCGACCGCUCCGACGUCUACUCCUUCGGCGUCGUGCUCCUGGAACUCAUCACCGGGAAGAGGCCUGUCCUGUCGUCGGAGUCGGAGCCCUACAACGACGAGACAUUGGUUUCUUGGUCAAGGCCAAGGCUGACGAGAGCUCUCGAAGAGGACAUCCUGGACGGGCUGACCGACCCAAGGAUGGGCGCCGACUACGACGCCGGCGACAUGCAGCGGCUCAUCGCCUGCGCCGCCGCCGCGGUGCGGCACACGGCGCGGUCCCGCCCGCGGAUGAGCCAGAUCGUGCGGUACUUGGAGGGCCAGCUGUCGGUGGAUGCUCUGAACGCCGGCGUGGCGCCGGGGCAGAGCGAGCUGCUGGAGGACCACGCGGGCGAGCAGCUGCGGCGGAUGCGGCGGCUGGCGUUCGUGCCGGGGACCACCACCGGCGGCUUCCUCGCCGGGAACAUGAGCAGCAGCUACGUGAGCGAGCCGACGAGCGAGUACGGGCUGCACCCGUCGUCCAGCUCCAGCGACGACGCCGACGCGAGCGAGGUGUCGAGCGCGCCCAGAGCGGUGAGCCGGCCGCCGACCACCACCGCGUCCAGCGCCACGGGCGCGGGGGUGGAAGGGCAGAGCUCCGGCGAGCUCGGGGCCGCCGACGACGGGAUGAGCCGGCGCAUGCGCCCCGGACACGGCGGCGCGUGACUGAAGUUUCGAUUUCCCGUCGGGUUUUAUUCUAGGGUACACGUGCAGAGUUGCGGACAGGGUAGUGCUAGAAUUUUAGCCUGUUCGUAUCAUUUUGGUCUCAGGUUUGCUAGAGGGAAAUUAGCAGAAAGAAAAGAAAAGGAAAGAUCGUUCAAGUUUAGAGUACUGGCAGCAGUUUCUGAUCGAGGAACUUUUCUUCAUAUGAAAACAGGAAACGUAGUCGAUCCUAGGGGUAGUCGAUCUCAUGAUCGGAUUAGGUGCAUGGAAUUUUCUUGUUGGUUCCAUUUGCUUUCUGCUUCGUCGUGCUUGCGUGUGCUCUUCCAAGAGACGCGUUGCGUACUUGCGUGCCAGGUGGAUGGCUAGCAUGCACUCGUGUCUGGUAUAUGCUCUUGGUUGCUGUCGUUAUUUUCCAAGAAAAAAAAUUCUUUCCGACCUCUA